Messenger RNA from Pelodiscus sinensis (Chinese soft-shelled turtle), 939 nucleotides. Its product is annotated as olfactory receptor-like protein OLF2. The record is from RefSeq and is a predicted model, not a curated record. NCBI's taxonomy places the organism in Eukaryota, Metazoa, Chordata, Testudines, Trionychidae. Gene Ontology annotation, molecular function: G protein-coupled receptor activity; olfactory receptor activity. Gene Ontology annotation, cellular component: membrane. Gene Ontology annotation, biological process: G protein-coupled receptor signaling pathway.
AUGGAAGAGGGAAAUCACUCGGUGGUGACUGAGUUCAUUCUCUCAGGACUGACAGAUCGUCUGGAGCUUCAGGUCCCCCUGUUUGUGUUGUUCCUACUGAUUUAUGUGGUCACCCUGGUGUGGAAUGGGGGGAUGAUCUUGUUAAUCAUGACUGAUUCCCGACUCCACACCCCCAUGUACUUUUUCCUUGGCAAUUUGUCUUUCUGUGAUUUCUGCUAUUCCUCCACAAUUGCCCCCAAGAUGCUGCAGAAUUUCUUAGCCGAGAGGAAAAGCAUUUCUUUCAUCGGCUGUGCUGUGCAAAUGCAUGUCUUCAUCGCUUUGGCAGAUGCUGAGUGUCUCUUGCUGGCUGUGAUGGCGUAUGACCGUUAUGUGGCCAUCUGUAACCCGCUGCUCUAUACGGUCACCAUGUCCAGGUGGCUUUGUAACCUGCUGGUGGCUGGGGUGUAUGGAGUAUCGUUGGCGGAUGCAACGACAAGCACGUAUUAUACAUUCCGGCUGUCAUUCUGCCACUCCAACGUCCUCAAUCAUUUCUUCUGCGACACCCCCCCGCUGCUGGCGCUCUCCUGCUCUGACACCCAAAUCAAUGAGAUUGUGCUGUUUGCCUCCAUGUGCUACACUACAGUGAUCAGUAUUGUGAUCAUCCUCCUUUCCUAUGUCUGUAUCAUCUCCACCAUCCUGCAAAUCCGCUCUGCCGAGGGUCGGCGCAAAGCCUUCUCCACCUGCACUUCUCACUUGACUGCAGUGGCCAUGUUUUAUAGCACUCUCCUUUUUAUGUAUUUCCGACCCACCUCUAGCUAUUCCAUGGACACCGACAAAAUAACCUCACUCUUUUACACACUGGCGAUCCCCGUCUUGAACCCUCUCGUCUACAGCCUGAGGAACACGGAGGUGAAGGGCGCCCUGAGGAAAGCAAUGAAUAAACUCCAAAGAAUUUCUUGA